Molecule: messenger RNA, 312 nt
Organism: Fusarium graminearum PH-1
Lineage: Eukaryota; Fungi; Ascomycota; Sordariomycetes; Hypocreales; Nectriaceae
Exons: 2
Coding region: 1-312 (103 amino acids)
Source: RefSeq, a predicted model, not a curated record
AUGGUCUGCGCCCCUCGUCUCCUCCGUCUGUCUUUGCCUCUCAAUCAGGCCCCCCUGGUCUUCCCCAUUUCCCUUAUCAGAAUUGCCCGUAAGCCAUCGGCAAACGUGCCGAGAAACUUCGUCUCUGGACAUUGGAGCUAUUUUUACGAAAAGAUUGACCAACAUUGCUACUCAAGGCUGUCCAGUGACUACCAGCCCAAGCGACUGAUAGCCAAGCUCAACAUAUCAUUUCGCCAAUACGCUUACACGGAAGCAAUGUGCCUGUACUAUGUACAGUUCUGUCAGUCAGUAAUAACACAGAGUAAAGUUUAG